Molecule: messenger RNA, 5212 nt
Organism: Toxorhynchites rutilus septentrionalis
Lineage: Eukaryota; Metazoa; Arthropoda; Insecta; Diptera; Culicidae
Product: anoctamin-1-like
Exons: 7
Coding region: 1641-4781 (1046 amino acids)
Biological process (GO): chloride transmembrane transport
Cellular component (GO): plasma membrane
Molecular function (GO): chloride channel activity; protein dimerization activity
Source: RefSeq, a predicted model, not a curated record
AACAGCCAGUUUAGCUCAGAUAUGUUCGAUUAGAUACCGCGCGUAUUCAACCAAACAAUCAGUUAUUUUUGCACUCGAUCAAAAUCCCGCGUUCGGAACGAUGAAAUUCACAGAAAUCUAUCUGGUGGCCAACCUGCGCACGUACGAUUACAGCAACACGAUCCUGCUGGCGGACGACAUAAACACGAUCGUGACGGAACUGCUGGGCGCGAGCGACCGGGACUGUCUGGAGUGCUGCGAGCAGAUGCUAGUGCUAGGUCUAAUUCUAGGAUUUGCUCUCGAGACGAGCCGCCACAGGGUGAAGAACUACGCGGAGCUAGAGGAGCUGUUGCAGUUUCUCUGGGGCAGAGCGGCCGAGCACGAACGGAAGUGGAUCUGGGUGCGGGAUGUUGGUAGUCGCGAGAUUAUCAACAAGAUUGCCAAGCGGAUCCUGCUGGGAAAGGAUGGGGAAAAGUGUAUGCGAAUAUUGAGGCUAUUCUUCAAGAAGUGGAGCAACAAGGAUGAAUUCAAAAAAGUAUUCUUCGAAGUGAGGCGAGAGGUGGCUUGGAAGCAGGCCGCAAAGGAUUAUUUGUAUGUGAGAGAGGGGGCUGCCGCCGAUGUGACCGAAACGCUGGAAAGUUACACCAGAGCUGAUGCGAUGCUCAGUUGUGACUCGGCGGAAGCAGUCGAGAAUGCAGCGGAAUGGAGCUUGAGCUCAUUGGCGAAAUUUGCCAGUAUUAAGUCCGACAGCUCUACGGUUGUAAAGAAAGUUCUCGCCGGAAUGUUGGUACACAUCAAUAUUGGCGAUGAGAAAUACCAUCAGUGGCAAUUGGAUGACAUAAAAAAACUCACAAAAGAUCCACAGAAAUUGGAAGAGUAUCAAAACCUAAUGAGCUUCUCGCCGUUUUACGAUGUGAAUGUCGCUUUUUUGAAGAAACACCACCAAAAAUUGAGAGAGAAAGAUCUCUUGUUCGAUUCGCACACGGUUCUCCUGUGUCACCUAAUUUACGGCAAACACAAAAAUCCCAAAUUCCUGGAGGAAUUCCUCAACGAAGCAACCUUUGGCGGGUCGAAAAAUUUCAACAAAAUCUUAGCCACGCUCCAGAACUUUAGAUAUUAGUAAACAUUGUGCCGCAUUGGUGAGAGUGUAGGGACCAACGCGGCACGACCCCACAAACACAAUCUCAAGUGAAGAAUUACUGGAGUUAAUGGACAUGCCCUGCGCUUGUGAAUGGAAUAAACGAGGCGAGACGAUAAUAACAGUGAAUGUGUGUCCGACUGAGGGGCAAAAUCCUCAAUGCGACAUCGUUUGUCGGUCGAUUUCGUAUUAUACCCGGAUUAGUUGCGGUGAAGCAAGUGACGUUCGCUUAUCAGUUGCUAUCGGGUGGUGAAGACAAAGUUCAGUUCGAUCACCGAUAAGUAGUGGGUACCCGGAUCAAGCGGAAAUUAUUCAUGAGACAUCAAUCGAUGCACAAGUGAGCCAGCAGGAGGACAAUGAUGAAUUUAAUCUGAACGACUUCCGGGACGAUAGCGUGGGUGGUCCCCAACAACAACAACAGCAGCAGCAAUCCCACUACAACAACAACAACGACCGAAGGCCAUCGUCCGAUCGGCCACUGCUAACCCCCUUCUGUUCACUCGAUUACGACUUUUACGAGGACAUGGACGAGCGGGACAGCAUCUACUUGGACGCUGUGUCCCUCACCUCGGAGGGUGCCGCCAAUCGGAAAUCGUUGUAUCUUUCCCGCCAAACCGUGUACCACUCGGCGGAGGAACUUCCGCUGGACGCAGUGGUGACGCCAACUGCGGCCGCGCCUGCCGGCAAUGGUGCACUGAGGGACAUCACGACAACCACCGAGUCACUGCUGAACGACUCGCGCGCCAACGGAGGCCUCCCGAACAUGCCGUACGAACCACGGCCGGGCAGUGGACCCUCGUCCGCCGGCGGAGGUAUACUGAAGCGGCCCGGGAUGACGACCAAGUACAGCGAAGAGGUGCCCAACCGUAACGCCCCACUAGAAUCCCCAUCAUCCACCAACCCCAACAACUACUACUGUACAAGUAUAAGCACUAACACCGACCGUAAGCAUGAGCCAAGACAGAUAGUUACAUAUUCGCUGUGGAAAACUAGGACAUGGAACCGCUUCCAGGACGGCAAACGCGUCGUCGACUUCAUCCUCGCGUUCAACGGGCAGAGCCAGUGCGAGAUCACCGCCCGGAAGCGUGCCAUCUUCCAGCAGAACCUGAUCAACGAGGGGCUGGAGAUCGAGCUGGAAAGCUCCCAGCGGAUCCACUUCGUGAAGAUCCACGUCCCGCGGGAGGUGGUUUCGCGCUACUGCGAGAUCAUGAAGAUGCGGAUGCCGAUCGUGAAGCUGAAGGACCAGGAGAACAUUAUCACGAAGGACUUUAGUUUUAGCAGUACGGUAGCGCGGUUCUUCCGGAGGCCGCUGUUCAAGUUUGUGGUUAUCGAUCGGGAUAAGUUUCGGAAGGGGGAGUAUCAGUUGCAGCACGAGUACACCCGGGAGAAGUCGUAUCUGUUCGACGACAGUCAGUCGGAUUUCUUCACGCCGAGCCUCCGGAUAGCGGUGGCGCAUUUCAUACUGGAGCGGACGUACUUUAGCGAUGGGGAGGGGGAUAAGUACGACAUUGGACUGAGGAAGCUGUUGAAUGAUGGGGUUUACCUGGACGCGUAUCCACUGCACGACGGGAGUCCGGAUCUGCCGGAGUUGGAGUGUCAGCGAACGCUGCUUUUGGAGGAGUGGGCAUCGGUCAUCCGGUGGAUCAAGCAUCAGCCGUUGGAUCACAUAAAGGAGUACUUUGGGGUUAAGAUCGCGAUGUAUUUCGCCUGGCUUGGUUUCUACACGCACAUGUUGAUCUCCGCCUCGGUUGUGGGGCUGCUCUGUUUUCUGUACGGAUUACUAACCUUCAAAAGCAACCGCAUCAGCCAGGAAAUUUGUAACGAUAACGGCACGAUCAUGUGUCCGCAGUGCGAUGCUCGGUGCGACUAUUGGUAUCUGCAUACGACUUGUACCACCUCACAGCUAGGUCAUAUCUUCGAUAACAACUUCACGAUCGUGUUCGCUGUGUUUAUGUCGAUUUGGGCCACGCUGUAUCUGGAAAUGUGGAAGCGAUACUCAUCCGCUCUCCAGCAUCGAUGGGGUGUCACGGAUUACUGCUCACUUGCGGAACCACCGCGACCGCAGUACUUGGCGAGACUGAAGGACAGCAAAAAGACCAUAUUCAACAUCGUCACUGGCACCCAGGAACCAUCGCCCCCAUUUUGGACCAAGAAGCUGCCCAGCUUCAUGUACAGCUACUCAGUGAUAUUUCUUUUUAUCACCCUCGCGAUCGCGGCUGUCUUCGGUAUCGUCAUCUACCGCAUGUCGCUGAUGACUUCCCGCAACAUCUACGGCAGUCCGGAUGCGGUGUCCACGAAGCUUGUGCUGCUGCCGGCGACCGCUGCCGUCAUCAAUCUGCUCGUCUCGACGAUCCUGAACUACGCGUACGACUAUGUGGCGGUGUACAUGACCGACGUGGAGUACCGUCGGACGCAGAGCGAGUACAACGAGAGUCUCAACCUAAAAAUCUACCUCUUCCAGUUCAUCAAUUACUACAGCUCGAUUUUCUACAUUGCCUUCAUGAAGGGCAAAUUCCCCGGCUAUCCGGCCAAGUACAACCGGAUAUUGACGCUCCGCCAGGAGGAGUGCAGCCCGGGAGGUUGUCUGAUGGAGCUGUGCAUCCAGCUGGCCAUCAUAAUGAUCGGCAAGCAGCUGAUUUCGCUGAUACUGGAGAUUCUGAUACCGUUCCUGUGGCAAAAGUUCCGCGAGUUCCGAAGCGUGCUCGGAAUCGAAGCGGAGGACUCGGAAAACGGGGAGAAACUGAUCUGUUGCAACCAGUGGACCAAGGACUUCAAUCUGAUCAGCUGGCAUGAUCGAAGUUUGUUCGAGGAGUAUCUCAAGAUGAUCAUCCAGUAUGGUUUCAUAACCAUCUUUGUGGUGGCCUUCCCGUUGGCUCCGCUGUUUGCCUUACUGAACAAUGUGUUCGAGACGAGACUGGACGCGAAGAAGUUCAUCCUGUACUACAAGCGAGCGGUUCCACAGCGCGCUCGAAACAUUGGCAUGUGGUACAAUGUGAUGCACGUGGUCGGAAAAAUCGCCGUCAUCUCCAGCGCUUUCAUCAUUGCGUUCUCAUCCAACUUCAUCCCCCGGCUGGUAUACAUGUACGUCGUGAGCCAGGACAAAACGGACGUUGGCUACGUGAAUCACACGCUGGCAUACUUCAACGUGAGUGACUUCGAGCCGGGUGUCGCACCGAUGCUGUCCAAAUUUGCCAACGUAACCACCUGCCGCUACCAGGAGUACCGGAAUCCACCCGGGGUGGAACGGGCCUACAAACGACCGCUCAUCUAUUGGCACAUCCUAGCGAUCCGGUUGGCCUUUGUCGUUAUCUACCAGAACGUGGUCAGUUUCGUACAGAUCGUCGUAGCGUGGGCCAUCCCGGAUACCCCUGGCCGGCUGCAGGAUCAAAUCAAGCGCGAGCAGUAUCUGACGAAUGACUUCAUCAUCAAGCAGGAGAAGCUGAAGACACGCCAGCGGAAAUGCAUGCAACGGAAUGGAUCUGCCCUGCUCGGGCAGCAGACCAGUCUCGAUGAGUACGGCGGGACGACCAGCUUGAUUGGGGAUGAGGAAGACGACAAUUACGCGAUGCGACAGCGGAGACGACCGAACGGUGGCAGCCACGGAGGAGAUCCAUACGAUCACGAACGGUUCCAGGAGUGCGAGAUCGUCACCUCCAGGGUUUAAACGGGAAGGACUGAGGGCAGCGGGAAGAAGUUACCCAACAAUUUAGUGGAUAAGAAGGCAAAACCCACUCGAAUAACAACCAAACCGUACUGAUAGAAGAUUGUUUUUGUUCGUUUCGGAGGGCAAACAUUAUUAUACGUGACAAAGCACAGCGAAAGAUAUUUUUCUUUCCGAUGAUUACGCUACAAGCAUCCUAUAACUGAGCUUUACAAAAGUAAGGAAAUAUGCCAACUUCGCGCAAACUACUUGAAAUACAAAAGGAGCAAACUGUUUUUAAUAAUUAGACUUUCGGUGCAUGCGAGACGCAUGGAUGCAUGCGCGGGUGGAUAAAAACACACAUUUGUUAUAUUUAUACACGGUAAAUAAAACUACCCACGAACAUCUAUUUAUUACUAGAUAAAUUAAUAAAAACCAAGUCUUUUUAAACUCUA